GGAAGUGAGCCCUACGGAAGCCGGGGUGGGCCAGAAAUAGUUCCGGUUCGGCGCCGCCGGGGCUGGAGGGAAUGAAUGGGCCCUGAGGUGGGGCGCGCCCGCUCCGGGGACCGGCCUUAGGCGAGUGAGCCGCCGCAGCAUGGAGGACGACGCGCCGGUGAUCUACGGCCUGGAGUUCCAGGCACGUGCUCUCACACCUCAAACGGCAGAAACAGAUGCCAUUCGGUUUCUGGUUGGGACGCAGUCUCUAAAAUAUGAUAAUCAGAUCCACGUCAUAGACUUUGAUGAUGAGAAUAACAUUAUAAAUAAAAAUGUGCUCCUCCAUCAAGCGGGUGAGAUCUGGAACAUUAGCGCCAGCCCUGCAGACAAGGGAGUGCUGGCCACCUGCUACAACAAGACUGCAGACGGCAAAGUAGUGACGUGCGCCGCGGGUGUGGAGGAUGCCAGCGGAGCUGGAGCCGGGCGGGGCCACGAGUCCCCGGAGACGCAGCGAGCCCUGCACACGCCUGGAGCUGCUCUGUCACCUGGGCCCCCGUCGGCCCACGGCAGCACCGCCUGUGUCGCGUGGGAGCCCGCGGGAGACGGGAAGAGAGUCAUCUCGUUGGCUGACAACCACAUCCUGCUGUGGGAUUUGCAGGAAGGCUCCAGCCAGGCUGUGCUGGCCGGUUCGGCGUCCCUGGAAGGGAAGGGACAGCUGAAGUUCACGACGGGGCGGUGGAGCCCGCAUCACAACUGCACCCAGGCGGCCACGGCGAACGACACGGCUGUCCGAGGGUGGGACACGCGGACCAUGAGCCAAAUCUACUGCAUUGAGAGCGCACACGGCCAGCUGGUGCGGGACCUGGAUUUCAACCCCAACAAGCAGUACUACCUGGCCAGCUGCGGGGACGACUGCAGGGUGAAGUUCUGGGACACCCGCAACGUCACCGAGCCCGUCAAGACGCUGGAGGAGCACUCCCAUUGGGUGUGGAGCGUCCGCUACAACCACUCCCACGACCAGCUGGUCCUCACGGGCAGCAGCGACGGCAGGGUCGUCCUUUCCAACAUGGCGUCCAUCUCCUCCGAGCCCUUCGGCCACCUGGUGGACGACGACGACCUGAGUGACCAGGAGGAGCGCCGUCCGGAGGAGAAGAGCCAGGAGCCUCCGCAGGACAGCGUCAUCGCCACCUACGAGGAGCACGAGGACAGCGUGUACGCCGUGGACUGGUCCUCCGCCGACCCCUGGCUCUUCGCCUCCCUGAGCUACGACGGGAGGCUGGUCAUCAACAGGGUGCCCCGGGCACUGAAGUACCACAUACUGCUCUGACCCGCCAGGCCGUCCUUGGGCAGGUUCCCCGCCGCCGGCAGCCGUGUGGCGGGCGUUGGCUUUCCAGGCGGAGCCCCGUCUGGGAGAACCGGCAUCGCUCUCCCCUGAGGCGAACACCCGUGAAUAAUGACGGAGCGCCUGCCGGCCGACCGCUGACACCUGACGCCUCCCCUUGACGGAAGCAGCAACCCCGUCCCCAGACCGCGCUGGGGCCCCGCAGGCUGGCCUCUGCCUGGUCACUGCCCGCUUCCCCUCUCGCUUUUAGGGGUGUCGGGAGUCUCACUGCGAUUUGUUUCCAUAAUGUUGGCUCGUCUUUCUCUCAAGAUUGAAAAUGAAAUAAAAGGAGCAGGGCCACGCCGCAUGGGCUCCAGCUCUUUCUCCAGGAGCUCUGCCCCCGGUAUGGCCCCAUCACCCGGUCUCUGUUCAUUUUCUCCGUCCUGGCCCAGAACAAAGGCAGACGGGCCUCCCGUGCUUCGUCCUGGGCCUGACCUGCCCGCGCUCGGGCCGUGGCCUGGGGGAGCCC
Molecule: messenger RNA, 1829 nt
Organism: Balaenoptera musculus (blue whale)
Lineage: Eukaryota; Metazoa; Chordata; Mammalia; Artiodactyla; Balaenopteridae
Gene: EIPR1
Product: EARP complex and GARP complex interacting protein 1
Exons: 9
Coding region: 140-1306 (388 amino acids)
Biological process (GO): protein ubiquitination
Molecular function (GO): protein binding
Source: RefSeq, a predicted model, not a curated record